This is a messenger RNA of Humulus lupulus (European hop), 1032 nucleotides long. RefSeq lists its product as uncharacterized. The record is from RefSeq and is a predicted model, not a curated record. The transcript has 4 exons. The coding region runs from base 1 to 1032 and encodes 343 amino acids. NCBI's taxonomy places the organism in Eukaryota, Viridiplantae, Streptophyta, Magnoliopsida, Rosales, Cannabaceae.
AUGAAUACCCGAGGUCGUGGUUCAUCUUCCAAAUCUGUGAAGUCUCAGAAGGAAACAGUUCCUGAGUCAGUUCCCACUGCCAUUCCGCAUGUUCCAGCAUCUAUCCCUGCUGUCUCCCCUUCUACAGGCCAUCGACCUAAGACCACAGCAAGAAAGAAAGUUCUUGCCCUUCCGGGUCCUGAAGGAGUUCCUUUGAUUGGGGCUACGAGUAAAGGAGUUACCUUUCCCAACCUUGAUGAUCAACAAAACCUAGCCUCGGUGGUUCCACUCGCCUCAUCUGAAGGUCAAGUAAAAUCCAAUCUGGCCUUGAAUACAAGUCAUUCCCAAUCAGUAUCCACUGAAGCUGAGUCUGAUCCCUCUGAACAUGACUCUGAAUCUUCGUUAUCCCCUGAUGUGUUGACCCCCAAGGCAAAGGGAAAACGCAAAUCCAAAGCCGCUAGAACAAGGAGAACCAAGAAGGCCAAAGCAAAAAUCAACCCACCUCCUUGCACCUCAUCGGAAGAUGUUUCUCCUGAAACGGAAGACUCACUACCUGAUUUGGACCCUUCCUUGACUGAGCCAAUUCCUAAAGUUCCUCUUGAAGAUUUGGAGGAGGAGACUGAAUCUGAAGAAGACCCAUCUGAAACCAUUCCUGCUCCAUUUGAACCAAAGGGCACAACACAAUUGGCAUUUACCGAAUUGUCUACCAAACUCACUAAACAAAAAGGUGCCCGUGUCCGUACCUCAGCGUAUGUUAGGGGUCAUUGGUAUAAGUUUAGUCCUAUUGAAAUUGCUAAAGCCCUCAAUCUCGAUCCUGUUGAGAUUGAUGAUUCUAUUGAGUUUACAAAGGAUCAAGUCUUGUCUGAAUUGCGUCCUUUGAAGAAGUCCCAUGAGACCUUGACCUCUCCUUUGGUUGGUCCUACCUACACUAUCAAAGAGGACCAUGCUCUGUCCGCAGCUCGAAAGGUCAAAGGCAUUAAUCUGGCUGGUUCAGGGUCUUGCAAUGUCGCGUCUGACACUCCUGCUGUCCUGACUGCUCUUGCUUCUGUCUAG